This is a messenger RNA of Hippocampus comes (tiger tail seahorse), 3942 nucleotides long. RefSeq names its product high affinity choline transporter 1-like. Gene Ontology annotation, cellular component: plasma membrane. The coding region runs from base 258 to 1907 and encodes 549 amino acids. Gene Ontology annotation, molecular function: choline:sodium symporter activity. The transcript is spliced from 10 exons. Gene Ontology annotation, biological process: acetylcholine biosynthetic process; transmembrane transport; choline transport. NCBI's taxonomy places the organism in Eukaryota, Metazoa, Chordata, Actinopteri, Syngnathiformes, Syngnathidae. The record is from RefSeq and is a predicted model, not a curated record.
GCAAGUCGAAACGCACCUUUUCAAAUGAAAAUAAGUGCUGUAGUCAACAAAAAUUUACGCAGAAAAGAAUAUGAACAGAAAUUGUGUGACACCAUUCUGGUUGAGUGCAUUUCAACUCUCACCUCUUCUUUUGGACGGACUCAAUCAUCCUGCGUGCUCUGUGACCUGUAAGAAAAGCAUCACUCUCUUCCAUCUUCCCAUCAUCGCAAAGGUCUGAGACGUUCUGUGUAACACAGAAUUGGAGACAAUAGCCAACCAUGGCUUUGAACGUGCCGGGUCUGGUGGUUAUGGCGGCCUUCUACCUGCUGAUCCUGGGAACGGGCAUUUGGGCAUCCAUGCGCUCCAGGAGGGAGGAGAAAAAGUGCAAAGGAGAUGGAAUGGAGAUCACACUACUCGCCGGACGGAACAUCAACUUGCUCGUGGGAGUCUUCACCCUUACGGCCACAUGGGUAGGAGGAGGUUUUAUCCUGGGUAUAGCUGAAGCCACAUACAAUCCAACAUUAGGAGCAGUGUGGGCUCUCAUGCCGGUGCCCUACGUUGUUACAUUCUUCUUGGGUGGCUUUUUCUUCGCAAAACCCAUGAGAGAGAACAAGUAUGUGACCAUGAUGGACCCUUUCCAGAAGAAGUAUGGCAACUUCCUGAGCAGUGUUCUGAUCCUUCCUGCAUUGAUCGCCGAUGUACUGUGGGUGUCACGCACACUUGUCAGCCUGGGGGGAACUAUGAGUGUGAUCCUGGACCUUUCUUACGUCUAUUCAAUUGUCAUCUCCGCCGUCGUUGCCGUUGUCUACACGCUCCUGGGAGGGCUUUACUCUGUGGCUUACACAGAUGUGAUCCAGCUCACCCUCAUCUUUAUCAGCCUGUGGGUGUGUGUCCCUUUCCUGUUGACCAACCCUCACUCUGUGGACAUCUCACUGACGGCCUACAACCAAACCUUCCAGGCUCCUUGGGUUGGCAAGGUGGAGCUUAAUGAAGCCGGCAAGUGGUUUGACGACUUCAUGCUGCUGGCUCUCGGUGGUUUGGCCUACCAAGCGUUCUACCAGAGGAUCCUGUCUGCCUCAUCGUACAAGCAGGCUCAAUUUACCUGCUUUAUCUCCUCCUCCUUUUGCCUGGUGCUGGGUAUCCCCUCAGUGCUGGUGGGAGCUGUGGCUGCAUCUACUGAUUGGAACUCGACAACCUAUGGACUGCCAACUCCAUAUGAUCGCGGGGAAGUAGGAUCAAUCCUCCCCAUCGCCCUGCAGUACCUCACACCCACCUACGUGUCUAUCAUCGGGAUCGGAGCUGUAGCCGGUGCUGUCAUGUCCUCCAUGGACUCAGCCCUGCUGUCCUCUGCAUCAUUGUUCUCCUCCAAUAUCUACAAGAACAUCAUUCGGAAGCAGGCAUCGGACCGCGAGAUGCAGUGGGUGAUCCGGAUCUCGGUGGUCGUUGUCGGUCUGGCUGGCACUGGCCUCACCUUCUUGGACAGCAGCGUGCUGGUCUUCUGGCUGGUGGGUGUGGACAUGUCCUACACCAUUAUGUUCCCUCAGCUGGUCUGCGUCCUCUUCUUCAAGGCGUCAAAUGGCUACGGGGCCACCGUGGGCUUCCUAAUGGGAAUCACUCUGAGAAUCAUGAGCGGCGAGCCCCUCGUCAGCCUGCCGCCCAUCAUCCGCUUCCCCAACUGCCGGCUGAAUGCCGAGGGCAAGCUUACUCAGUACUUCCCCUUCCGCACUGUGAUCAUGCUCAGCUCACUGGUCAGCAUCGUCGUCGUGUCUUGGCUGUUGUCUUUGGCUUUCGACAACGGUCUUUUGCCUGAGAAGUGGGAUGUGUACAAGGUCAAGAAGCGCAAGCUGAGCAAACUUGUCGAAGAGAAGACCACUGAAGAAAACGAAGAGAUGCUCGCAUCCAAGCGGCAACUGGACACCAGCUGCUGAGGGGCCUCUCAGGCAAAAGAUGGGCCGCGAUGGGAGAGGCAGACACACUCGCCUGCUCGACGGGGGUUCGCCGAGGGCCGUUAACAGGAGUGGCUUCAUGUUUUCAAUCGAAUCUGGUCAGAAUCUCGGACUUUGUGUCACAUACCGAACAGCCCAACAUCGGCAAUAUGUCCCCUGAGUCCCCCUAGCACCCAUCUUUGUUAUCAGCUUCCUUCUACAAUCAAAUAACCAUAAAAAAAUGUCAACUUAACUUGUGUUAUGAUAGUUAACUACCCAUUAACCAGUGUAGCAUACAAUGUGAUUCAUUAAAAACAUCCAAUGACAGAGUCUUCUUAUCAGCUAAUCACACAUCUUUGCAAUGGACAGAAGGAGCGCAGCCUUUUCAAAUCAUUUCCAUGUGGAAAAGAAAGGAGGAUGGCAUUGAUCAAUUGUUUUUGUUUAAUGGAUCUUGGAUUUGUACAGAUUUGUAGAAAUAUAUUUUAUCACACCAGCAAAAAGAUGUUCCUUUUUGGAUGCAAACGUAGUCCCUUGACUCAAGUGCGUAUGCAACACAUCUGCACAAGAAAGGAAAGGAAUAUUCAGUCCAACUGAAGACCGGUGAGCUACUCUGUAACUCCCUUUUCACUGAUAUGUCACAGUCCUACGGCAUCUACAGAUUGUUUUUCUCGCAACGCAUUGUCACUCCAGAAACAAGCUGCAAAAGGCAAUCAUGACAUCAAUUACUCCGAUUCAGCACAGUUUGGUUGUGGUGUUGACCGCACUUCAGUGCGUAGCAAUUUCAUGUAUGCUUGUAGAAUACUCUCCAUCCUGUGAACAACCUUCUCAUCGUUUCAGCACGUUGCAUUGUAGCCAUGUCGGUAUAAAAUGGAAAGGUACACUGUUUAAAAAGAAACUGACAACUGUUCUUCGUUGAUAACCAACAACCAGGUAAUAUGUGUGAAGAUGCCCAUAAUGUGAAGACAUUCUCAAGCAAAAAUACUGUACUGUCGACAGAGCCGAGCCAGUUAGAAACCGCCCAUCAUUUGUGAAUAUGCCCAUAAUGUGAAUAAAUCAUUCUCAAGCAGAAGUACUCUCGACAGAGCCGAGCCAUUUAGAAAUGACGGUAUCCUUCUGAGCCUCCAAACAUUUUCUUGUAUAAGGCACUAGCAUGUGUGACAAUCUAACCUACAAUUUACUUAAAUAUCACUGGAAACUGAUCUGCCUCGCCUGUUACGGUUUAUUUUGAUUGAUGCUGUCGAAUGGGUGUGUAUGGAAGACCUUGUAUAGUGGGCGCAAGAGCUGAGCACAUGUUUCUGAAUGCCAUUUUAAACGAUUUGUCAGGUGGCCAAAAUCUGUUUUCCAAAGACUUGUUGUUGAAAUAAAACCGAACUCAUUGCAUGCGUCUUUUUGAAUAGAUGUGAGUUCUAAAUGUUUCAUACUCUUGUACAGCCUGAUCACAAUUUGUACAUUGAUUCUUAUUUUUAUAUCAAAGUGGCUUGCCAUGCGUUGUUAGUUUUAGAGGAAAGGCACAAAUGUGUAUUUGUAUGAUCUCAAGUGAACAAUGAAUUAAAAAAAAUCGCCCUCGGUUUUGCUGAAUAAUGAAUGUCGACCUGGUAUCACUUUAUGUUCGGAUUGGCCUGCACUUUCUUAGCAGCGUUACGUGUCGGAACGGUCACAAUGAAGACUGCUGCCCAAAAGCACUACAUGCAGUCCUUACCAACGGACAAGUAUGCCUUAAUCGUGGAGUUUUUGUCUGGCAUUUUUUGGAUCACUUUUGGGGCAGUAAUAUAUUUCUAAUGAUGUGGUUUUCCAAAGGUCGUCUGUUAACAUCCUUGACUGGUAUUAGUUUUAUUAUAAUAAUAGUGAGCUCCAUUUUAUUUCUCCCUCCUUGUCUAUGUGGUUUUAUACUAUUAUGCAUGUCAGUAACUAUGUAUGCUGAACUUUCGUGAAGGCUGUUCUCUCUUGCCACUUGGCAAGGUCCUGCGUUGUAAUCAAUGAAUAUAAAUCCCCAUGGGGUGAGCUCUCAGAAUAAAAGCUGAUCUAAAAAAAAAAGAAU